Messenger RNA from Apis laboriosa (Himalayan honeybee), 2937 nucleotides. It is a transcript of the gene Pitslre, whose product is annotated as cyclin-dependent kinase 11A. Gene Ontology annotation, biological process: regulation of mitotic cell cycle; protein phosphorylation. The record is from RefSeq and is a predicted model, not a curated record. Gene Ontology annotation, cellular component: nucleus. Gene Ontology annotation, molecular function: cyclin-dependent protein serine/threonine kinase activity; ATP binding. Lineage: Eukaryota; Metazoa; Arthropoda; Insecta; Hymenoptera; Apidae. The coding region runs from base 143 to 2725 and encodes 860 amino acids. The transcript has 8 exons.
UAAAGAUAGUUAUUUUUUUUUAAUAUGUGUUCUUUAUAGAAUAUAAGUGUCAAAUGUGACUAAUGAUACUUUUGUGAUUAACUGUAUAAAUGAUAUAUAAAUGAUACUCAAUCGGUGAAAAGUGAAUACAUUUACUUAUAAUAUGUCAGAAAAUAGACUUGAUAUGGAUAUUGAUAAUCAAAGUGAAGAUGGAGAAAUAAAGAAAAGCCCUUCGAAGGACAUGGAUGAUUUUAGUUUUUCAGAGGAGGAUGGGGGAGAUACAGCAGAUUCUUUAGAUAUAAAACCACCACAAGCUGUUGUCCGUCAUCAUAAAUCUAAUUCAUCAAGAAGAAGAGACAAACACAGUGAUAGAAGAGAUCGUAGAGAAGAAAAGGAGAGAAAAUCUAGGCAUCAUGAUCGUGGAGAAGAUAGACACAGAGAUAAACAUAGACAUCGUAGACAUGGCAUGGAUAUUUUGGAAAGAUCAGAACGUUCUGAGGGUUCUAAACGAGAAAGAGAGAGACUUGAAAGAUUAGAAAGAAUGGAAAAUCAUAGAGAUAGAGAAUCUAGACAUGAUAGAAAAGAAAGAAGUACAGGAGAUCGUGUUUUGGAAGAUUUAAGAGAAAGAUUAUUAGACAAAAGAAGAGAAAGACGAGAAGAUUCGCGAGAUAUUCGGGAUUACAAAGUGGAAGCACGUCGUGAGAUCCGUUUGGAUGAUUCUCGCGAAUUACGCGAUUCACGUGAACGUAGAGAAAUGCGUUUGGAAGAUAUGCGAGAACGUCGUGAUAUUCGUACUAUUGAAGAUAUUAGAGAACGUCGUGAAAUUCGAAUGGAGGAGCAUAGACAUAUAAGAGUUUUGGAAGAACAAUAUUCUGAAACAGAGCUUAUAGAACGGCCCGAGAGAAGUGAGAAACGUCAUAAGAGAUCACAUAAACAUGAUCGUCUUCGUGAAAGAGACAGAGAAAAAGCAGAGCGUGAGAAGGAACAUAGAGAAAAACAAUUACGUGAAGCAAUGGAAAUUGUCACGGAAGAACCAGAUGACAUAGAAAUCAAUGAAAUACAAAUACCGGCAAAAGAUCCAAAAGAAAUGACUGAACAGGAACUUAGAAAAGAAAGAUUACUGGAAGCUGAUAGAGAGAUGGCUAGAAGAAAAGAAGUUUCUAGAUUGGAAUUAGAAGCUCGACGAAUGAAAAGAGGUGAAAAACGACCUUUAAGUCCAGACAAUAAUCAAGAUCCAUCUAUUGUAGAAUUAUCAGAUGAAAGUCCAAGUCCUGGCCAUUCGGAUGAAGUUCGUUCUAAAUCUAUUGAAUCUAGACAUUCAUCUGAUGGCCAAAGAAGUAUACGUGAGAGAUCUUCUGAUAGACAUUCUUCUGAUUCAUCUGAAUCUAGUAGCGAUGAUGACGAUGAAUCAAAUGAUUCAAAUAAAGGAUCUAAUGCUGAUUCAAAUGAUGGUUCAGAUUACAAUAAUCCAAGUCCAUUAUCUGUAGAUCGAUUGGCUAAAUCUGAUCAUUCUGAUGGAGAAUCACCUGGACAUGUAGAUUCAAACAAUGCAUCUAAGAAUGCAGAAGAAGAAGAAAAAAAAGAAGAAGAGGAGCCUGAAUUACCUCCAUAUUUACCAGCAAUUCAAGGAUGUAGAAGUGUGGAAGAAUUUCAAUGUUUAAAUCGUAUCGAAGAAGGUACAUACGGUGUAGUAUAUAGAGCACGUGAUAAGCGUACAGAUGAAAUCGUUGCUUUAAAACGAUUGAAAAUGGAGCAAGAAAAAGAAGGUUUUCCAAUUACUAGUCUUAGAGAAAUAAAUACUUUACUAAAAGCUCAGCAUCCAAAUAUUGUUACUGUUCGAGAAAUAGUUGUUGGUAGUAAUAUGGAUAAAAUAUUUAUUGUGAUGGAUUAUGUGGAACAUGAUUUGAAAUCAUUAAUGGAAACAAUGAAUCAAAAGAAACAAGUUUUUAUACCAGGAGAAGUCAAAUGUCUUAUGCAACAGCUAUUACGAGCAGUAGCACAUUUGCAUGAUAACUGGAUUCUUCAUCGAGAUUUGAAAACGUCUAAUUUAUUGUUGAGUCAUCGAGGUAUUUUAAAGGUUGGUGACUUUGGUUUAGCACGAGAAUACGGUUCUCCUUUGAGACAAUAUACUCCGGUUGUUGUAACGCGUUGGUAUAGAGCUCCUGAAUUGUUAUUAAAUGGAAAAGAAUAUAGUACUCCCAUCGAUAUGUGGUCAGUAGGAUGCAUCUUCGCAGAAUUAUUAAGAAUGGAAGCAUUGUUUCCGGGUAAAUCUGAAAUUGAUCAAUUAAAUAGGAUAUUUAAAGAAUUAGGUACACCAAAUGAUCGAAUAUGGCCAGGAUAUAGUAAAUUGCCGAUGGUGCAAAAAAUUCCUUUUGCUCAUUAUCCCGUAAACAAUUUAAGACAACGUUUUAGCUUAUCGUUAUCAGAUUUAGGCAUUGAACUAUUAAAUAAGUUUCUUACGUAUGAUCCUCAACAACGAAUUUCAGCUGAAGAUGCUUUAAAACAUGGAUAUUUUACAGAAGCACCGUUACCAAUAGAUCCACAAAUGUUCCCUACAUGGCCUGCUAAGUCGGAACUUGGUGUAAAAACAGCAAAUGCUUCACCAAAACCACCAAGUGGUGGAAAAGAAUAUAAACAAUUAAGAGAUGGAGACGAUGCUGAUUUAAGUAACUCUGGUUUUCACAUGGGUCUCACGGAAGGCGGUAGACAACCACCUGUCGGUGGUGGUUUUCAUUUAAAAUUUUAAAUAUACAUGACAAAUUUUAUAUCAAACGAAAAAUAAUUGCUUUUCUAAAAAAUUAUCUUUGUACAUAAUUAUCCAAAUGAAAAUAAUUGUAUAUGCAAUUAAAGAAUGCUAUAAAUUUCACAUGAAAAAAAUAUUACAUAUACAAUAAUUUUGAAUAAUUUUAUCCUUUCAAACAGCUUUUGAUUGAAAUACUCUUUUUGAAAGUUUAUAUU